Molecule: messenger RNA, 769 nt
Organism: Nanorana parkeri
Lineage: Eukaryota; Metazoa; Chordata; Amphibia; Anura; Dicroglossidae
Product: trypsin-like
Exons: 5
Coding region: 1-741 (246 amino acids)
Biological process (GO): proteolysis
Molecular function (GO): serine-type endopeptidase activity
Source: RefSeq, a predicted model, not a curated record
AUGAAGUGUCUUCUCCUCCUCUCAUUCCUUGGCCUUGCUGCCGCCUUCUCCUACAAUGAUGAUGACAAGAUUGUAGGGGGCUACACCUGCCCCACCAACACCGUCCCAUACCAGGUGUCCUUAAAUUCUGGAUACCACUUCUGCGGGGGGUCCCUCAUCAAUGACGAGUGGGUGGUCUCUGCUGCUCACUGCUAUAAGUCACGUAUUGAGGUCAGGCUCGGUGAACAUAACAUUGAGGUCCUGGAGGGAACAGAACAGUUCAUCUCAUCUGCUAAGAUCAUUCGUCAUCCAAAUUACAACUCCUAUUAUCUGGACAAUGACAUCAUGCUUAUUAAGCUGUCCAAGCCUGCGGUAAUAAGCUCCAGGGUCCAGGCCAUCCGUCUGCCCAGCCAGUGUGAUGUGGCCGGCACUCAGUGUUUGAUCUCCGGCUGGGGAAACACCCUAAGCAAUGGAUCUAAUUACCCAGACCUCCUGCAGUGUCUUAACGCCCCUAUCCUGUCUGAUGAGGACUGCCAAGGCUCCUAUCCUGGUCAAAUCUCUGGAAACAUGAUCUGCCUGGGGUUCCUUGAAGGUGGCAAAGACUCUUGCCAGGGUGACUCUGGCGGUCCUGUGGUUUGCAACGGGGAGCUGCAGGGAGUGGUCUCCUGGGGUAUUGGCUGUGCUCUGCCUGGCUACCCUGGCGUCUACACCAAGGUGUGCAACUUCGUGUCCUGGAUUGAAGACUCCAUCGCCCAAAACUAAACAUCUCUAUGUCUGGGAAUGGUGGGAU